AUGUGGACGGCGCGCGCGCGCGCGGGCGGCGUGCGACGGCUCGUCGCGAGCGUCGGCGCGCGCGCGACGCGCGGGAUCGCGUGGGGAGGACGCGAGGGUGGAUGGGGCGAGACGACGAAGACGGCGGCGACGGCGCGCGCGGUCGCGAGCGGCGCGACGACGACGACGACGACGACGACGACGACGACGACGAACGGGAAACGGACGCUCAUGAUCGUCGAGUCUCCGGCCAAGGCGAAGACGAUCGAGAAGUAUUUGGGUGCGAACGCGAAAGUGCUGGCGAGCUACGGGCACGUGCGUGAUCUGGUGAAUAAACAGGGAAGCGUGCGGCCGGAGGAAUCGUUCGCGAUGACGUGGACGUCGACGUCGAGGCAAAAGGCGGCGAUGCGAGACAUCACGGAGGCGUUGAAGAAGACGGAUGUGCUGCUGCUCGCGACGGAUCCAGACCGAGAGGGUGAGGCUAUCUCGUGGCACUUGCUCGAGGUGCUUCGGGAGAAGAAAUUGUUGCGCGACGACUUGGACGUCAAGCGCGUGACGUUUGGGGAGAUUACGAAAACAGCGGUGCUCGACGCGGUGGGUUCUCCGCGGGACAUUAACGUUCCGAUGGUUGAUGCGUACAUGGCGCGACGCGCGCUGGAUUAUCUAUUCGGAUUCACGCUCUCUGGGCUACUGUGGCGUAAGUUGCCGUCGAGCGUGAGCCUGUCCGCGGGUCGCGUGCAGAGCGUGGCGCUGCGAUUAGUGUGCGAAAGAGAGGAAGAGGUGGAGGCGUUCGUGAGCGAGCCGUAUUGGACGGUGAAGGCGAGUUUAAGUUCAAAAGACGGCUCUACGUUUGACGCCGCUUUGACGCACGUCGAUGGCGCUAAGCUUGGAAAGUUUACCAUCGCUUCGAACGACGAAGCCGAGGCGUACGCCAAGCGCGUGCGAGAAUGCGAUACGCUGCGGGUGGUGGAGGUGAAGCACAGCGAAGCCAAGCGUACGAGUGGACCACCGUUCACGACGUCGACGAUGCAGCAGGAAGCGAACAAGCAGCUCGGUUUCGGUGCGUCGAGGACGAUGUCGGCGGCGCAACGACUGUACGAGGGCGCGGGCACGGGCGAAGGUUUGAUUACGUACAUGCGCACAGAUGGCACGUACGUCGCCCCACAUGCGAUUGAAAGCUUGCGUACGACCGCUGGUGAGCUUUUUGGUGAUGAGUACGUGCCUGAAUCGCCCAGAUACUUUAAGAAGAAGCAAAAGAAUGCGCAAGAGGCGCACGAAGCGAUUCGACCUACCAAGGCUGGACGGCUUCCCGCGCAAGUUGCGCGGCAAAUAGGACCAGGCAGCGAUGAAGCGAGACUUUAUGCGUUGAUUUGGGCGCGCACUAUGGCGUCACAAAUGUCACCUGCGCUUACCGAUCGCAUAGCGGCUGAAAUUGCCUCCGCAGAGAACGACUUAAAGCUCAAGGCGAACGGACACAGGCUCAAGUUUCCGGGAUUCCUUGCGGCGUAUCGAACGUCCAGACCCGAAGCUGCGCCACCUUCAGACGACGCGUGGUUACCUAUUCUUGGUGAAGGCGAAGGUUUGUCUGUGAAAACUGACGGUGAGAGUCUCGGGUGCGAGGCGACAGAGCACAAAACGUCGCCGCCGCCUCGCUACACGGAUGGUUCCAUCGUCAAGGCGCUCGAAGAACGAGGCAUCGGGCGACCGAGCACGUACGCACCGAUUUUAAAGGUGCUCGCGCAGCGUGAGUACGUCGCAAAGCAAGGUGCCGCACUCGUUCCCACGACUCGCGGUCGUCUAGUCUCUGCGUUUCUCACGAAUUACUUUGAGACGUACGUCGAUUACGGCUUCACGGCGGAUUUGGAACACAAGCUUGACGACAUCACGAGCGAACAAGUACAAUGGAAACCGUUACUCGAGGAGUGGUGGACGCCGUUUAGGGAUAAAAUAUCGUCGCUUUCGGAGCUGCGCGUGAGCGAAGUCAUCGACGCUCUCGAUGAGAAGCUCGGGCAGCAUCUCUUCGGCGAGGCGACCGAUUCCGACGACGUCGUGAGCGAAGCACGGAGAUGCCCGAGCUGUAAAAUUGGCAGACUUGGUUUAAAGCCAUCAAAAGCUGGUGGAUUCAUUGGGUGCAGUCGCUACCCUGAAUGCGGCUUCACGCACCCGUUGCAUCCGAUUCGAGGCGCCAUCGUGAGCGACACGGAUGAUCCAGAUUUCGUCGCCACCGUCGAAGAUCCCGACGCAGUGAUGUAUCCCAAGGUGCUUGGCGUUGAUCCAGCGACCGGAAAAGAAAUUUCUCUCCGACUUGGUCCUUAUGGCCCAUAUUUACAACUCGGCGAUGGGAAGAAGGCAAAGAAACCGAAGAAACCGCCUGCACCUCGUCGCGUCGGAGUGGCAAACAUCGGCAAGGACGUCAACAAGAUCACUCUCGCGGAAGCCAUCGGGAUGUUUGAAUACCCCAAAGUGCUUGGUGUGCAUCCGGUGACGCAGGCGCCCGUUUCGCUCAACAUUGGCCCAUUUGGUUGGUACGUCGCGUCCGAA
Molecule: messenger RNA, 2520 nt
Organism: Ostreococcus lucimarinus CCE9901
Lineage: Eukaryota; Viridiplantae; Chlorophyta; Mamiellophyceae; Mamiellales; Bathycoccaceae
Exons: 3
Biological process (GO): DNA topological change
Cellular component (GO): chromosome
Molecular function (GO): DNA binding; DNA topoisomerase type I (single strand cut, ATP-independent) activity
Source: RefSeq, a predicted model, not a curated record